UACAACUUCCCCGUCACCCAGUGGUGGGGCAUCGUCUUCUUCGGUCCCCAAGACUUUGUUCCCUACAAGACCAACUGCAGGUUCAAGCUCCACUGGGUCGCGCGCGCUGUCAGCCGAAAGUGGCUCACGCUCAUCCAGUCCCGCGACGUCGACGCCCUGGCGGAGAUGUCGCUCGGGGAUUUCGCGCUUGCCGUGUUUGACAAGGUUGCUGAGUUGCCAUGGGCAUUCUGAAAGAGAACUUUGACGAAAACGACCUCAUGCGCUUCGCCAAUCUUUCCGACAUUCAGCCCUUUUUGCUCGCCGCAGCCAGCCGUAUCUGGCAAAAGUACGUCGACAGUGGCUGUCCGCCGCCGACCCUGCGGGCACAAGGGUACGACGCUUGGGCGGGCUGGGUCGAUGCCCACGUCCCUGCACUUGAAUCGCUCCCGCCGCGCCCAUUCACCAAAGUCAACCAUGACGACCCCGACGCCGAGCCCACAAUCGUGUGGCUCGACCACGAGUUGAAGCAGGUUCCUGCGCCCAAGCUGCGACCCGGUCGCCUUGCCAAUGCUCUCAAGAGGGGCACUGCCCCCCCACACGCGCCGUCGACGACUCUGUCCCCGCCGUCCUCAGUGCCCUCGGCGUCCGUAGCCUCCGCCUCGGGCUUCUCGGGCUCCCCGCCUUCAAGUGCCCCUGUUCCGUUGUUGCACCCUCCGUCGCCUCGCUCCGCGCCCUCUUCGCGGCCCUCUCCGAUGGCUACUAUGCGCCACUUUUUCUCGCGCACGAGGCGCCCCCGGGUCCCGUCCAUGCCGCCCAACCCGUAAGGUGCCAGCGUCGUGAGCUGUGUUCGUAUUCCAAUUGUAUAUGUGAUCUGUGCAAGUAUGAUACAUGAAGCGGGCCUCGAUGCCUGAUGACUCUCACAUCGGAUACAGGGGCAGGAGAAUAUGCCACAUGGGAAAAUGCCAGUCUGUGCCGCAUGCCGCAUACGCCGCCCGCGUACGCUGCAUCCCCAUCUUGCUCAAUUGCUCAUCCAUCCAUCCGUCCGUCUUCAUCCCACAAAGUGCUGCGUAAGCACACUACCAUUCACACCUCGCACACCAUCCAUCCACCCUCGCACACCGUCUAUCCACCCUCGCACACCGUCUAUCCACCUCGUGGAC
Cutaneotrichosporon oleaginosum is the source of this 1139-nucleotide messenger RNA. NCBI's taxonomy places the organism in Eukaryota, Fungi, Basidiomycota, Tremellomycetes, Trichosporonales, Trichosporonaceae. The record is from RefSeq and is a predicted model, not a curated record.